AUGCGCCUUUCCAAAGCCCUCAUAGACAUGGAGAUGGCAGAUUAUAGCGCGGCGCUAGACCCGGCUUACACCACGCUGGAGUUUGAGAACAUGCAGGUGCUGGCUAUGGGCAGUGACACGUCUCCGUCAGAAGCGGCCAACCUCAACGCUUCCGGCGGCAUUGGGGUGAGCACGCUGUGCGCCAUCUGCGGGGACCGCGCCACGGGGAAGCACUACGGCGCUUCCAGCUGCGAUGGCUGCAAGGGCUUCUUCAGGAGGAGCGUCCGGAAGAACCACAUGUACUCCUGCAGGUUUAACAGGCAGUGUGUGGUAGACAAAGACAAAAGAAACCAGUGCCGGUACUGCAGGCUUAAGAAGUGCUUCCGAGCAGGAAUGAAGAAGGAAGCUGUACAGAAUGAACGGGACCGAAUCAGCACCCGCAGAUCAAGUUACGAGGACAGCAGCUUGCCCUCCAUCAAUGCCCUCCUGCAUGCAGAAGCCCUGGCACAGCAGAUAUCAUCCCCGGUCCCUGUGCUCAACGGAGACAUCCGAGGGAAGAAGAUUGCCAAUAUUUCCGACGUGUGUGAGUCCAUGAAGCAGCAGCUGCUGGUGCUGGUGGAGUGGGCCAAGUACAUCCCCCCGUUCUGUGAGCUGCCCCUGGAUGACCAGGUAGCGCUGCUACGUGCACACGCAGGGGAGCACCUGUUACUGGGAGCUGCCAAGAGGUCCAUGGUGUUCAAGGAUGUCUUGCUCCUAGGAAAUGAUCACAUCAUCCCACGGAACUGCCCCGAGCUGGUGGAGGUGAACCGUGUGGCCAUCCGCAUCCUGGACGAGCUGGUCCUGCCCUUCCAGGAGCUGCAGAUUGAUGACAAUGAAUAUGCCUGCUUGAAAGCCAUCAUCUUCUUUGACCCAGAUGCCAAGGGCCUGAGCGACCCGUCCAAGAUCAAGCGGAUGCGGUACCAGGUGCAGGUGAGCCUGGAGGAUUACAUCAACGACCGGCAGUACGACUCGCGCGGCCGCUUCGGGGAGCUGCUGCUGCUGCUGCCCGUGCUGCAGAGCAUCACCUGGCAGAUGAUAGAGCAGAUCCAGUUCGUCAAGCUCUUUGGCAUGGCUAAGAUUGACAACCUGCUGCAGGAGAUGCUGCUGGGAGGCUCAUCAAGUGAAACGCCGCACGCCCACCACCCCCUGCACCCUCAUCUGAUCCAGGAGAACCUGGGAACAAACGUCAUUGUGGCCAACACAAUGCCUCCUCAGAUGCACAACGGGCAGAUGUGUGAGUGUGUGAGGCCCUCUUCUAAUUUGGUUUCUCUCUCCUCAGCUACUCCAGAAACUCCGCAGCCUUCUCCGCCCGCGGGCUCAGGAUCAGAGCAGUACAAGCUGCUGCCUGGAGCCAUUGCAACCGUGGCAAAGCAGCCCGCGUCCAUCCCGCAGCCUGCCAUCACAAAACAGGAGGUCAUCUAGCAACCCCACACCAGCCAGCCUCCUUGGGAACACUGUGUGGGAGAAAAGCCCCACCUGACUGUGCCACUGUGAAAAGAGAAGCCAUCCAGAGGUGCCUGGGCACGAACACACGGACUUGCUUAUUGGACUGACCACCACCAGAAGCUGUCUUCCUGCAGCUACGGACAGCGUGUGCCACGGGCAGCCCCAGAGACCCAGAACUAAGGCUGAAGCCUUGCUGAAACCCUCAGUCCUUGUAAGGAGGGCCAGAUUCCUGCCUCGCUCUGUGGGGAGGUCGCAGUGACUGGCUGGGGACAGGCUGUCACCCCGCUGCCACCUCAGCACUGGCUCAGCACACAGCUGACCCUGCGAACAAGCAAUUCCCUGUGCCGUGGGGAGGGCUUCCCUCCCACAGCCAUGCCAGCCCCCCUGACAGGCCCCAGUCCAGCCAGACUUGGUGGAGGUGGAAGCUCCCCCAGGAGCAUCACAGCAGGUGAAGCACAUGGGGUUUGCCCAGGCAGCACUGCCAGAACUGCUCCUCAGCCUUGGCUAGUCCCAAGUGUGGUGUCACUCCUCAGCACACUGAGCCCCCAGCCAGAUCUAACAAACCUUUUCAGCUGAUGCUGGGGCAAGGUCUGACCCACCAAGAUACUGCACUAUUUGGAUCCCUCUGCCUCUUGAGGGGUUUUGAUAUUUCCGUGCCAGGCCUGCCUCGCACAAUGCUCGCAGAGGCAACCACUGCCAAACCUUUCCCUUGCCCCACUCACUGCCUCCUGGGAAUUUGUGGGACCGUGGGAUUCCAGAGGCUUCAGCUAAUGGGAUGGGGUCACCCCUUUACAGGCUGGCAGCACUGCCCAAAUUGUCACUGUGCCAGCUACCGCUCCUCAGCUGUCAGAAGAAGACCACUGGAUGCCUAUUUGGAAGGAAGUGGGGGAAAGAUGUAGGAAAGGGAGAGACCAGUGGGGUGAGAAGAGCUUGAGCCUCACAGACUGGACCAAGGUCUUGGGCUUUCUGAGUGCUGGGAGCAUUGGGACCCAGGAUAUCAGUUCAGACCCGACUUUAAUGCUAAGAUAUGCCACACAAUCUACUUCUCCAGUGCAGUGCCACUCCUUCAGCUCAGAGUGAGUGGCUGAUAACAGAUUUAUAGGUUUUCAUAAUAUGAUAAUAAUUCGUUAUGACUCCUUCAGACCUCAGAGUGUUCGAGAGCACCAACCUCAAAAAUACAGCUCCUCGAGUCCUGCAGAGAAAAGCGACAGAGGUCAAGCAAUAACCCUGUCUCACCCAAGCCCCUUGGGUCUGCCCCAGCCUUGGGUCUGCCCGCCCUGCUCUGCUCCCUCCUGCCCCUGUCCCUGUUCCCCUGUGCCUGCCUGUGCCAAAACCUCUGGAUCUGACCUUUGGUUUACAGCUGAAACCAGGAAAGGAGCCCUCCUGCUCCCUGUGCCAGCAGGGCUGCAGCUCCCAGAGCCUGAGGCACUGCUGGCCUCUCGGGAGGAUGAGGAUGGUGACCCACGGCUGCCAAGAGGUCUCUGGUGGGGACAAAUCUGAGCCAGCUCAGCCAGAGGAGCUGCACGUCUGUCCCUUGAUUUCCAAUGCAAAAAUGAAACACCUCGUGCUGGCGGUGUCAGAGCUAUUGUAUGGUCUCAAUGCUGGUGGCAUCGUACCAAGUAAUUUAUUGCAAUGAUGAAUCCAAUCAUUUUCUGUAAAUUAUUUUGUAAAUCACAUUGAUUAUUUAUAAUUGGGAGAUUAAAUGAAAAAAAAAAACAACCAAAAAAACCCAACCCUGUAAUAACCAGGCUGUCUUUUCCAACAGCAGCAACCUUUU
Messenger RNA from Hirundo rustica (Barn swallow), 3241 nucleotides. RefSeq names its product hepatocyte nuclear factor 4 alpha (gene HNF4A). Lineage: Eukaryota; Metazoa; Chordata; Aves; Passeriformes; Hirundinidae. The record is from RefSeq and is a predicted model, not a curated record. The transcript has 10 exons. Gene Ontology annotation, molecular function: nuclear receptor activity; zinc ion binding; RNA polymerase II cis-regulatory region sequence-specific DNA binding. Gene Ontology annotation, biological process: positive regulation of transcription by RNA polymerase II; cell differentiation; anatomical structure development. The coding region runs from base 1 to 1440 and encodes 479 amino acids.